AAGGUAUCAAAGUCCUAACUCACAACUUCUAUGUUAAGAUUAUACAGUGCCAAUCUUUAGUUUCUCCUCAGCACUGCAAACAGAACAGCUUCCACAACCAAAGAAUGAUGAAGAGCCACCAUGUGGGUCUUCUGCUACUGAUGGUCUACUCGACAACAGCGUCAAAGCCGAAUCAUUACCAAGAAGAGAGGUACCAGAAAUUCAGACUCCAACAUAUAAACCCGGGGAUGAGAACUUCUGAGUGUGAUUCUGAAAUACUCUCCAGAAAUAUCGAGACGAAUACCAAUCUCUGUAAAUGGAGCAACACCUUCAUCACUGCCCCUCUCGACCAAAUCAAAGCCAUCUGUAGGGGUCAUAGGAAUGGUUCAAUCACUAGUAACAACCCGUUCACUUUUGUCAUGUGUCAACUCAGCAACGUUGAUCCCAACAACCAACCCAGACAGCCAAAUUGCCAGUACCAGGGUUGGUCCCCCAGAUUGGCCAAAAAGAUUGUCAUUGUGUGUGAGGAAGAAUUUCCAAUAUAUUUUGAGACAUUUAUACCAUAGAGACAUUGCAUACUUGCAGAAUUGAUUUGACGAGUUGUAAUGCACUUGAUCAUCAAAUAAAACGAAGGCUGAACGCUUGAAA
Messenger RNA from Gadus chalcogrammus (walleye pollock), 627 nucleotides. Its product is annotated as ribonuclease-like 3. NCBI's taxonomy places the organism in Eukaryota, Metazoa, Chordata, Actinopteri, Gadiformes, Gadidae. The transcript is spliced from 2 exons. Gene Ontology annotation, molecular function: nucleic acid binding. Bases 105 to 545 code for a protein of 146 amino acids. The record is from RefSeq and is a predicted model, not a curated record.